Molecule: messenger RNA, 588 nt
Organism: Mesocestoides corti
Lineage: Eukaryota; Metazoa; Platyhelminthes; Cestoda; Cyclophyllidea; Mesocestoididae
Source: the annotation of a GenBank genome assembly
AUGGCUGUGCCGUCGAAAGACGAUAUUAAUCUCAUACUUUCUUCAUUGCUUUCAAAACCAGAAAAUAAGAUUUGCUUUGACUGUCAUUCUGGAAACCCUACAUGGGCCAGUGUUACCUAUGGUGUUUUUGUCUGCAUUGACUGUUCAGCCGUUCACAGAUCAUUAGGAGUUCACCUCAGUUUCAUUCGAUCCACACAGUUGGACACAAGUUGGACAUGGGAGCAACUCCGUGCUAUGCAAGUCGGCGGGAAUGCCAAAGCAACAUCUUUUUUCCAGCAGCAUUCGGGUGUGCUUGAUGAUAUUAAGCAGAAAUACAAUAGCAGAGCGGCUCGCUUGUAUAGAGUGAAAAUUGAAAGACUCGCAAGCGAAGCUAUGAAAAUGUAUGGAACACAGCCUCUGUUUGAAGUAGAAGAAAAACCACUUGUUCAGGAAAAGGAGAAAGACUUUUUCGAGGAGUUCACUAAAGACGUUGGGGCAGAGGAUUUAUCUGGAAUGACCCUUAGCGGUCUUAGCACCACGAAGGAUCUCACCGUCAAAGCAAACGGCAAGACAUUAUUUUUCGUGCACAGUCUGUUUCUUGCGACCUAA